AUGUCAUUCACUUAUUUGCCAAAACAACAAAUUCAUGCAAAACAGUCACAAAUUUUUAUUCUCUCUGAGCUUCAUCUAGAUUCAUCUAAGGCUGUGCGUCGUCUAGAUUCAUCUAAAGCUGAGCUUCAUCUUGAUUCAUCUAAAGCUGAGCUUCAUCUUGAUUCAUCUAAAGUUGUGCUUUAUCUAGACUCAUCUAAAGCUGAGCGUCAUCUAGAUUCAUCUAAAGCUGAGCGUCAUCCAGAUUCAUCUAAAGCUGUGCGUCAUCUAGAUUCAUCUAAAGCUGAGCGUCAUCUAGAUUCAUCUAAAGCUGAUCGUCAUUUAGAUUCAACUAAAGCUGAGCGUCAUUUAGAUUCAUCUAAAGCUGAGCGUCGCCUAGAUUCAUCUAGAGUUGAGCGUCGCCUAGAUUCAUCUAAAGCUGUGCGUCAUCUAGAUUCAUCUAAAGCUGUGCAUCAUCUAGAUUCAUCUAAAGCUGUGCAUCAUCUAGAUUCAUCUAAAGCUGUGCGUCAUCUAGAUUCAUCUAAAGCUGAGCGUCAUCUAGAUUCAUCUAAAGCUGAGCGUCAUCUAGAUUCAUCUAAAGCUGAUCGUCAUUUAGAUUCAACUAAAGCUGAGCGUCAAUUUAAUCAAAUUGCGGAUGUAGGGGUUACACUAAGUAUUUAUGGAGCUCUUGUGGCACAUCAAAGUCGAAAGGAAAUCAACAGAAGAAUUCAAAAAGAUUCCGACAAGCUAUAA
Messenger RNA from Chironomus riparius, 729 nucleotides. The record is from the annotation of a GenBank genome assembly. Lineage: Eukaryota; Metazoa; Arthropoda; Insecta; Diptera; Chironomidae.